UUAAUUAAGGACUAAAUUUUGAUAUUUUGGGUAAAUAUAUGACAAAGCCAAGCACUUACAACCAAACCAAGCAUCUGGCGUGCAACCCAUAUUUUCUGAAACUCAAGUCGCUAAAGAAACAUGGCAGGCAUUGAUGCAGCCUCCGGCUACGACCGCAUGAAGGAGCUCAAGGAGUUCGAUGAGUCCAAGAUUGGCGUGAAGGGCCUCUCCGAUUCCGGCAUCACUUCCAUCCCUCGGUUCUUUGUCCACCCUCCUGAAGCUCUCUCCGACCUCAAAUCUUCUUCCACAUGCGCUAGCAUCCCCGUCAUCGACCUCUCCGGCGUAAACUCCGCCGCUCACCGCCGCAAAAUCGUCGAACAAGUGAAAGAGGCAGCCACAACAUGGGGCUUCUUCCAGGUGAUCAACCAUGGCGCUCCCGUGCCAGAACUGGAGGAGACCAUCAACGCCAUCAAAGCAUUUCACGAGCAACCCCACGAGGUGAAAAGCAAGUACUACAAGAGAGAUGAGGGGCAGGGCGUGAUGUACGCGAGCAACAACGACUUGUACCGAGCCAACGCGGCUGCGUGGCACGACUCAUUGCAGGCGUGGACGGCUCCAACGCCACCGAAAGCGGAGGAUAUACCGGAGGUUUGUAGGAAGGAGAUGGUAGCAUGGGAUAAGCUUGCAACCGAGGUGGCAGAGACUGUGAUGGAGUUGCUGUCACAAGGGUUGGGGUUGGAGGCUGGGAAGUUGAAGGAGUUAAAGUGCUCCAAUUCAAGGGCUUUUGUGGGUCAUUGUUAUCCGUACUGUCCUCAGCCAGAUCUGACAGUGGGGAUUACAUCGCAUACUGAUCCGGGCGUGGUGACGGUUCUGCUGCAGAACCACGUGCCUGGCUUGCAAGUGAAGCAUGGGGAUGAGUGGGUGAACGUAAAUCCUGUGCCUGGAGGUUUGAUUAUUAACGUUGGAGACUUUCUUCAGAUACUCUCAAAUGGAGAGUACAAAAGUGUACAACAUCGUGUGCUGGCUAAUUCCUAUAGAAAAGCACGAAUCUCUAUCGUCAUGUUUUUCAACAUAGAAAAAGGGAAAGACUGCUAUUAUGGACCUCUGCCGGAGUUGUUGUCACUGGAAAAGCCAGCUAUCUAUGGGAAAUUCACCAUGCAGGAAUAUUUAGAGAAUUUUUAUUGCAAAGGAUUGGAUAGUAAGAGUAUGAUCGAGAAAAUUACAAUACAAAAUUAGCAUAUAUAUAUAUCAUGGCAUUUUGUAUAAUAAAAGGGAUGGCCUCCAUCGAUCCCUAUUUAAUUAAUCAGCAUUGUUAAUAAUCAUGCUUAUUAGUAUAUGGAACUAAUGAAAGCACCCUAUGGGCCUAUGGGAUGUCUUUUUAUUUACUUAUU
Messenger RNA from Corylus avellana, 1370 nucleotides. Its product is annotated as 1-aminocyclopropane-1-carboxylate oxidase homolog 4. The record is from RefSeq and is a predicted model, not a curated record. Lineage: Eukaryota; Viridiplantae; Streptophyta; Magnoliopsida; Fagales; Betulaceae.